AUGAUUUUAAACAAAAGAAAUAUAGUUAAUAAUAAACUCAUUCAAAAUCUUUUUAAUAGUGUUAAAUCAAAUAUAGUUAUACAAAAAAAUGACAACUUUAAUUAUAAAUUGUUUUAUUCAACAUCAAAUGAAGAGCCAACAAGUUUAAGAAAGGUUAAAAGGGAAAAAGUUUAUAGAAAAUUAAUGACAUUACCAGGUAGAAAUUUAAAGAAAACAUUAAAACUUUUAAAAGAUAACCCAUUGGAUGAAUUAAAAAAAAGUAAGGAAGAAUGGGAGGAAUAUAUAAGCUUGGAUCAAAAGAAAAAGGAAGAAAAAGAAAGAGAAGAGUUAGAGAAAUUAAAUAAAAAUAAAAACAUCAAAGGCGAAGUUAAAAUUAAAAAUCUUAAAAAUGUAGAACAAAUGACACCAGAGCAAACUUCAUUUGAUAAUGUUUAUAUGAUUGAUGAUAUAGCAAAAAUUCAAUUCGCAAUCAAUCAAAUUAAAAAGGAAAAACAAAUUGGGUUGGAUAUCGAAGCUGUAGAGAUGGGUAAACGAGGUGAAAUGUCAUUAAUACAAAUAUCAACACCCUCAAAUGCCUCUGUAUACUUAUUUGAUGUUUUAACAUUAGGUGACAUCAUUUUUAAAUUAGGUUUAAAAGAAGUUUUAGAAAGCAAAGUCAUUUUAAAAGUAGUUCAUGACUGUCGUAGAGAUAGCGAAAUCCUUUACCAUAAAUAUCAAGUUUUAUUAACUCAUGUUUACGAUAUUCAAAUUGCACAUGCUAUCAUUCUAAAAAAGAUUGAUGGUAAUUUACCAAUUAGAAGAUUUGGCUUCAACGAACUAACACAUAUAUACACAUCAAAAGAAUACUCCAAAUACUGUGUAGAUAUUAAAUUUAAAACCAAGCAACUCUUUGACGAAGAUAAUAAAAUUUGGGCAAAAAGACCAAUUCCAAAACUACUAUUAGAUUAUGCUUGUUUAGAUGCUGCCAUACUUUUACCAAUUUAUCGUACCAUUACCCCAAAACUUCAAAGUGGUUCCGAUCGUCGUUUCUUAAGAUAUCAUUUUAAUGAACAACUUAGGUAUUUCAGAGAUUCAGCAAGAGAAUUAUUCCCAAAAAAUCUAAUUUAA
This is a messenger RNA of Dictyostelium purpureum, 1107 nucleotides long. RefSeq lists its product as uncharacterized. Gene Ontology annotation, biological process: nucleobase-containing compound metabolic process. The coding region runs from base 1 to 1107 and encodes 368 amino acids. Lineage: Eukaryota; Evosea; Eumycetozoa; Dictyosteliales; Dictyosteliaceae. Gene Ontology annotation, molecular function: nucleic acid binding; 3'-5' exonuclease activity. The record is from RefSeq and is a predicted model, not a curated record. The transcript has 3 exons.